UUGAGUGGUUGUGACUUCAAGUUUUCGGUGUUAUUUGACAUUUAAAGUAAAUGAAACUAUAAAUGCCGAAAAAAGAGAUCGCAAAAUCUUUUGUGAAUAUUCAACAGGUAGAAAAGUGCGCCCUGACGUCUAGUAGUCUAUAACCACGAAGUACCAGAGAAGACAUCUUGAAAACAUGUGUCCAGAGCUCUGAGUGUUGUUCCUAGUCACUUAUAACAAGAAACUCUCUGGAAAAAACAAUACAUGUCAUUCAGCAUGGCCAGUGAGACAACAACAACAGUGCAAACCUCAUAUGUUCAUGAAAAUGACGAUGCUGAUGAUGACUGGGAAAAUAUUCCACCUGAAGGAGAGGUCCAAGUGGGAGAUGCGGUUGGAGGUUCCUCUGCACAGCAAAGUGGAGAAAAUCCACCCCUCUCUAACACUUGCACCUUUUCAACUCCAGCUCCACCAAGCAGCAAAAUCAAAGCCAAGUCACGGCUCUCUGGACUCCAGUCUGCUCUGACGCCAAUUUUAAAAUACCUUAAUAUUAGUAAUAAAUGUCUGUCUCCAGGGUCUUUAAAACAAUGUGAUGCAAAUAGUCAAAAAUCAAAUGAAGAUUCAAACCGACACCCUGACUCACAGCUCUCCAGCAGCCAUCCUGGACAACCAACGGUGGGUACGAAUGCUCCCAUGCGCCUGCUGGAGGACGAAUAUUUACCAGAAAUAACUCUUCUUGAUGUGACUUGUGAUUCUACGAUGCAAGUAACAAGAAAUGAUUCAGCUCUUCCUGACAGUGUGCCUGCUACACCUGUAACAGCCCAGACUGUGUGCUCUUCAUUCACUUCUCACCAGCCUUCCAAGUUGAAUGUCUCCAGCAGUUUAAAUACUACCUCUCAGAUGCUAAGCAUGAAGAUGGAUGAUCCCCCUGAGAGCGCUUUUGCUCCUCUACGAUGGCUGGAUGAUAGAUACUUCCCAGAAAUAACUCUCCUGGACGUAACACGUGAUUCUGAGCUGUCGCCAGCAGGAGAACGAUCCUCCAUGAACAUUACGCAGGAUAUUUCACCAGCGGAUACUGCAAAAACCAACAUGGACUCUUCAGAACUCAACGGUCAAACUGCAGCAGAGUUCAAGCGUGAUUCUGAGUUAUUGCCAGCAAGCGAACGAUCCUCCAUAAACGUUACACUGGGUAUUUCACCAACUGGUACCGCAAAAAACAACAUAGACUCUUCAGGAUUCAGUGGACAAACUGCAGCAGAGCCCAAUCAUGAGUCAGAGCCAUUGGCUGCAGGAGAACAAUCCCCCUUAAAUGUUACACUGGAUAUUUCACCAGCAGAAACGUCAAGAACCAACAUGGCUUCCUCAGAGUCUGCCACGUUGGACAUAAUUCAAAGUGAGGACUUGUCAAGCACUCUUGAAGGUAAUGCCACACAUACCAUCAGCUCUUUCCAUGAACAGUCGAAUGUAACAAAACCCUCUUUGGAAUUAACGCGGGAUAUUUCUAUGAGCAACAUUUCAGGAAACAGUCGCCCCUCAUUGGCAGAAAGUGAACAAAACAUGCCGAACAUUCACACAAUAGCAGAAGACACACCUGGAACCCAUCCUGUUAACGUUACACAUGACAUGAGCUCCUCCAGUGACAUGUCUGUACAGAGUGCUAAGACACAGUUCUCUACUUCUGAUAUGCAGUGUGACACCAGCUCAAAGACUGUAACCUCUGAAGUGCAGCCUGUGUCGACCACAAAUACUGAAGAGCUACAUACUAGCCACAAUUCACAUCUGUCAAGCCUGAGCCCUAAAACAUCUGGAUCUGCAAAUGACACAUUUACUGUUGGCCAAACUGCCAGUCUGAGUUCCUCUAGCAGUUUAAGCAGCACAGCUCAAACACCUCAGAAUAAAACGUUGGAUCUUCCAGCAGAGGGUGAGACUAAAGACUCGGCUACUCAUCUCUCUAGAAAUAUAACUGAAAACUCCCCUGUUGUGAAUUUUUCUGCCUUAAAAACAAAAGGCACAUGUGAAGUGCAGAAUGCCACUUUUGAUAGGAAUUCUUUUCAAAAAUCCAGUGGAAAUUCAACACUAGGGGAAGCUGCUGCUGGAACCUUCUGCCUCCAAAACAACACAUUCGAUACCAGACCUACUCAGCUGCAGAACGGCACGAUAACUCUGUCAGAAAAGACUGACGGUCAUCAGAACACUUUGGACAAGCCUUCUACUUCUAAGGUUUGUGACGUAACAAGCAGCCCUAAAAACACCACUUCUGAAAUCCAGCCUUGUGAAACCUCUAAACAGAAUAGGUCAACGACCAAUACAGACCCCAAUGCCAAGACAUCUGACGUCCCUGAGAGCACAUUUGAGGCCGACCCACAAAUGGAGAAAGCUUCUGGUUUAUCCAAAAGAGAGACUAAGGAUUCAUCACAGUCUGGUCUGCCAAUGACAGACAGUCUCUCCGACUCCUCUGUCCAUCAAAGCAGAGAUCUGGAGAGCAACAAAGCAAACACAUUCCUAUUAGAUGACACCCUAGAUUUAGCAGCAGCUGCUUUGAUAACAUCAACGCCAAUGCCUAGCUGUAAAGUGUUUAACUUUAAUAAUGAAAGAGAGGUGGGCAAGAUCUCUGGGGCAACAAAGAAGCUGUAUGGGGACGUUCCCAAUAAGCCUGACAGUCCUGUGACCUCGGACAUUCCUCCAAACAUUGUCUGCGACAGGAAAACAUUCCUGACGAAACCUGCUGCUAAAUCCCUCCUACCGCCAUCCAAAUCCACAUCUCACCUGUUGAAGUACAAACCAGCCUCAUUACUUCCUGGAAAGUUUGAGCUCCCAACCGCAGGCCUGCCCAUGACGAGACAGAGAACCCAGGCUGAAGCUCUGAGAAGUACUGCUGCCUCUGAUGUACCCCAAGUGCCUGCAGGAAUACCAAACUCCUACAACUUGCGAGCUACAACAACAGGAUCCAAGCUGCCAAAUUCUGGCUUGCGUAAACCACAAUCAAGUGGCAUACCUUCAGGUAUCCAGAGAGCUACAGCAGGUCUCAGGCCGCCAACAACAAGAAGCAAUGCACCAGCACCUCCUCCUCCUUCUUCAGACAAUGACAAACCACGAUCACCUGCAGCGACAAAGCCAGCUACGAAGAUGGCACAAGGGAAGAAGCACCCUUUAAGCAGAGCUGAAACUUUGCAAGUUGCAGCAAAGAGGAGGAGAACGGAUGCUCCUUUAUCAUCCAAUAAUGCUGAAGCAUCCUCAUCUUCCUCUGAUGCAGCAAAUAGAGCCAAAAACCUGAAACAGCCCACUACCAAUCAGAGAGCUUUACCGGCUAAAACCCAAAGAGAAGAAGCUGCAGCACCAGCCUGUACUGCAUCUGGUGAUGCUGUCAGCAGAAGCAAAGCCCUCAGACAGCCUGGACCCAGCCUUAGAGGUCUGCUAGCCAAACCUCAAGCCCACGGUUGUGCCAACUGUGUAGCACUUGAAGAGCAACUGAAAAAGAAGUCAGAAGAAAUAAAGAAACUUAAAGAAGAGUUGCAAAAGUACCGCAAAGAAGAAGAGGAAUGCUGAUGUAGUUUUGAAUAUUUGUAAACUUAUAAGUCACAAUGUUUCACACUGCAUGAUUUUUGUAACCAAUAAAUGUCCUUUUAUAUGAACAAAACCACAUAAUAUUUAACUCUAAUCUUUUAACUUGCUGCUUUGUUUGUUGUGAUGCUUAUUAUAAUAAACUGGCUUUGGCUGACCAGUAAUUACUUAUAAGUCAUAUCUGGUCUUAUGUUUUAUCCUCACCACAAGAAAGUUAAAUAUAUGAUUAAAAAGACAGCGUAAGUACUUUAAUAAAGUUUGUGAGAAUAAAACAGCAUACUUCUCAAUGCCAGUGUAAAUAUCAGCAUUUAUUAAUGUAAUUUUAAACUGUGUGUUAAACUUUCAAGUCUUUAAUAUGGAGUAUCACAUCUUUAAAAUACCUUAUACUUUAUGAAAAUAUAAAUAAAAACAUG
Messenger RNA from Cheilinus undulatus (humphead wrasse), 3950 nucleotides. Its product is annotated as flocculation protein FLO11-like. The transcript has 9 exons. Bases 244 to 3522 code for a protein of 1092 amino acids. The record is from RefSeq and is a predicted model, not a curated record. NCBI's taxonomy places the organism in Eukaryota, Metazoa, Chordata, Actinopteri, Labriformes, Labridae.